AUGGAUGUACAAGGAAAGCAUGUGAACCCUGCGGGGGCUUUAGAGAACCCAAAGAGGAAAAGGGAACAUCAUCCACCUCUGCUGGGGGCAACUUGUUUCUAUUUUAAAUCCCAUCUUAAUGUACAUAAAAGAUCUCACACAGGGGAGAAGCCGUUUUCCUGUCCUCAGUGUGGGAAAUCUUUUUCAGAAAGGUCCCAUCUUUACAGACAUCAGAGAUCUCACACGGGUGAGAAGCCAUAUUCAUGUUCUGAGUGCGAGAAAUGUUUUGCACAAAAAUCUGAUUUUGUCAAACAUCAAAGAUCUCACACCGGGGAGAAGCCGUAUUCCUGUUCUGAGUGCGGGAAAUGUUUUUCACAAAAGUUCAGUCUUUACAGUCAUCAGAGAUUGCACACAGGGGAAAAACCAUAUUCCUGUGUUGAUUGUGAGAAAUGUUUUUCAAACAAGUCACAUCUUUCCAGACAUCAGAGAUUGCAUAUGGGUGAGAAGCCGUAUUCAUGUCCUGAGUGCGGGAAAAGUUUUGUACUAAAAUCAGGACUUGUCAUACAUCAGAUGUCUCACACGGGGGAAAAGCUGUAUUCCUGUCCUGAGUGUGGGAAAUGUUAUUCAACGCAUUCCAGUCUUUACAAACAUAAAAGGUCUCACACAGGGGAAAAGCCAUAUUCAUGCCCUGAGUGUGGGAAAUGUUUUUCAGACAAGUCCAGUCUUUCCCGACAUCAGAGAUCUCACAUGGGGGAGAAACCGUAUUCCUGUCCUGAUUGCAGGAAAUGUUUUUCAGUGAAGUCCUCUCUGUAUAAUCAUCAGAGAUCUCACACAGGGGAGAAGCCGUAUACCUGUCUUGAAUGCGGGAAAUGUUUUUCACGGAAGUCCAAUCUUUACACACAUCAGAGAUUGCACACGGGGGAGAAGCCGUAUUCCUGUCCUGAGUGUGGGAAAUGUUUUUCACAGAAGUCGUAUCUUUACCGCCAUCAGAGAUCUCACACGGGGGAGAAGCCGUAUUCCUGUCCUGAGUGCGGGAAAUGUUUUUCACAGAAGUCUCAUCUUUACAGACAUCAGAGAUCUCACACGGGGGAGAAGCUGUAUUCCUGUCCUGAGUGUGGGAAAUGUUUUUCAGUGAAGUCCAAUCUUUACACACAUCAGAGAUCUCACACGGGGGAGAAGCCGUAUUCCUGUCCUGAGUGUGGGAAAUGUUUUUCAGUGAAGUUCCAUCUUUUCACACAUCAGAGAUCUCACACAGGGGAGAAACCAUAUUCCUGCCCUAAGUGUGGUAAAAGGUUUAUACAAAAAUCAGACCUUGUCGUACAUCAGAGAUCUCACGUGGGGGAGAAGCCGUAUUCCUGUCCUGAGUGCGGGAAAGGCUUUAUACAAAAAUCUGACCUUGUCAUACAUCUGAGGUCUCACACGGGGGAGAAGCCAUAUUCCUGUCCUGAGUGCGGGAAAUGUUUUUCAGUGAAGUCUCAUCUUUACAGACAUCAGAGAUCUCACACGGGGGAGAAGCCGCAUUCCUGUCCUGAGUGCGGGAAAUGUUUUUCAAGAAAGUCCAUGCUUUACACACAUCAGAGAUCUCACACAGGGGAGAAGCCGUAUUCCUGUCCUGAGUGCGGGAAAUGUUUUUCAAGAAAGUCCAGUCUUUACACACAUCAGAGAUCUCACACAGGGGAGAAGCCAUAUUCCUGUGCUGAGUGUGGGAAAUGUUUUUCAGUGAAGUCCAGUCUUUCCACACAUAAAAGAUGUCACACGGGGCAGAAGCCGUAUUCCUGUCCUGAGUGCAUGAAAUGUUUUUCACAGAAGUCCAGUCUUUACAAACAUCAGAGAUCUCACUCAGGGGAGAAGCCACUCCUGCUCUGAGUGAGGAAAUUGUUCCUCAGUGAAGUCCUGUCUUCCUGUACAUCAGGGAUCCCACACAAUCCUCGAGGUGUAUUGGUGCCUUGAGUGCGGGAAAUG
This is a messenger RNA of Rana temporaria (common frog), 1941 nucleotides long. Its product is annotated as zinc finger protein 260-like. The transcript has 3 exons. The record is from RefSeq and is a predicted model, not a curated record. The coding region runs from base 1 to 1845 and encodes 614 amino acids. NCBI's taxonomy places the organism in Eukaryota, Metazoa, Chordata, Amphibia, Anura, Ranidae.